Musa acuminata AAA Group (dessert banana) is the source of this 1238-nucleotide messenger RNA. RefSeq lists its product as uncharacterized. Gene Ontology annotation, biological process: protein folding. Lineage: Eukaryota; Viridiplantae; Streptophyta; Magnoliopsida; Zingiberales; Musaceae. The record is from RefSeq and is a predicted model, not a curated record. The transcript has 4 exons. Gene Ontology annotation, cellular component: cytoplasm. Bases 65 to 823 code for a protein of 252 amino acids.
CAACUCGUAAGUCUAUUUCCUCCCGAGGCGGAGGCGAGAGCGAUCGAGAGAGGAGGAGGCGACGAUGGCGGACUACCACUUCGUGUACAAGGACGUUGAGGGAGCGAGCACGCAGUGGGACGACAUCCAGCGGCGCCUCGGCAACCUGCCGCCUAAGCCUGAGCCCUUCAAGCCCGCGCCCUUCUCUCCCGCCGACGACCCCGACCUCGCCCCCAAAUCUAAGGCCUGGAUCGACGACCGCACCCCCGCCGAACUCGACGAACUCGAGGACGAUCCCGAACUCGAUGACGACCGCUUCCUCCAGGAGUACAGGAAGCGGAGGCUGGCGGAGAUGCGGGAGGUGGCAAAAGUUGCUCGUUUCGGGUCAGUGAUGCCUAUCUCAGGCUCGGAUUUUGUCCGGGAGGUGUCGCAGGCACCCGCAGAUGUCUGGGUCGUUGUAUUGCUCUACAAGGACAGUAUACAAGAUUGCGGGUUACUCCUAUGUUGCCUGGAAGAGCUUGCUACGAAGUACCCAGCUACCAAGUUUGUUAAGAUAAUCUCCACGGAGUGCAUUCCGAAUUACCCAGAUAGAAACCUUCCAACCAUUUUGGUGUACAACAAUGGUGCUGUCAAAGGAACUUAUGUGGGGUUGCAUCAAUUUGGCUCCCGGAGAUGUACACCUGAAGCUGUCGCUUUAGCCCUUUGCCAAUCUGACCCGGUGCUCAAUGAUGGACAAACUGGAAGUAGUUCGACGGAGGGCAUCAUAAGGGGAGUUCAGAAGAGAUUCAUAGAGAAGUUUGUAGCUGAUCACGAAGAGAAAGAGGAUGAUGACUACAGUGAUUAGCUUGAACCUUUUUCCUAGGCAUUUCUGCUACAAAGUACUUAGAAAAGCUUUGUCAUGUGUGGUUUGCAACAAGAGGUUCUGAAUUAAUUACCUGUUAAACUUAAUUUUGGAUUUCAUCCAUUCGGAGUCUGUCUGUCAGCCUGUAAAAUUUAAGAAACCCUAGCAUGCGGAGAGGGUAAAAUGGGAUUUGCAUUGAAGAGGUAGCUUGCAUCUCUGGUAACUGGUGCAAACUUGAAUUUCAUCCUCCACCUUGCAUGAAGAGGCUUUCUCUUUCUUCUUUGGUUAGGUUUUGUUUUACAUGUGAAUGCCUUGAAUGCAUGUACUUACAAAAGGUUUCUUCAGUACUUAGCUAUGUAAACUGCAUGAGAACCUCUGUUUGGCUUCUAUUUUAUCACAUGAGAUAGUUAUUUGUUUA